AUGUUUAUGACAAGAUCAGAAUACGACAGAGGUGUAAACACAUUUUCUCCUGAGGGUCGUUUGUUCCAGGUGGAAUACGCCAUUGAAGCUAUUAAGCUUGGUUCUACUGCAAUUGGCGUUAAAACUAAAGAGGGUGUUAUCCUGGGUGUUGAAAAACGUCUUACAAGUUCUUUGAUGGAGUCUUCCUCUGUGGAAAAACUUAUUGAAAUUGAUACCCAUAUUGGUUGUGCUAUUUCAGGUCUUACUGCUGAUGCCCGUACCAUCGUCGAUCAUGCUCGCGUCCAAACUCAAAACCAUCGCUUCACAUAUGAUGAACCUCAAGGCAUUGAAAGCACUACACAGGCCAUUUGUGAUUUGGCACUGCGCUUCGGUGAAGGUGCUGACGGAGAAGAGCGCAUCAUGUCUCGUCCCUUUGGCGUUGCCCUCCUUAUCGCUGGCAUUGAUGAACAUGGACCUCAAUUGUAUCACACAGAGCCCUCUGGAACAUACUUCCGUUAUGAUGCCAAAGCCAUUGGUUCUGGCAGCGAAGGUGCUCAAAGCGAACUCGUUAAGGAAUAUUACAAGGACAUCACAUUGCGUGAUGCCGAAGUCUUGGUCCUUAAAGUUCUUCGUCAGGUAAUGGAGGAGAAAUUGGACUCAAAAAACGUUCACCUCGCUAGCGUGACUUCUGAAAAGGGUUUCCAUCUUUACACGGAAGAGGAAAUGAAUGAUGCUGUUAAGCGGGAACAAGAAAAGUCUGAUUAG
This is a messenger RNA of Schizosaccharomyces japonicus yFS275, 744 nucleotides long. Its product is annotated as 20S proteasome component alpha 5. The transcript is spliced from 5 exons. Gene Ontology annotation, biological process: ubiquitin-dependent protein catabolic process; protein catabolic process; proteasome-mediated ubiquitin-dependent protein catabolic process. Bases 1 to 744 code for a protein of 247 amino acids. Gene Ontology annotation, cellular component: cytoplasm; proteasome core complex; nucleus. The record is from RefSeq and is a predicted model, not a curated record. Lineage: Eukaryota; Fungi; Ascomycota; Schizosaccharomycetes; Schizosaccharomycetales; Schizosaccharomycetaceae.